AUGCCCGAGAAAGAUCCGUGUACUGAUAUAACAUAUGAUAAUGGAAUCAAAGAAUUAUAUGAAUGUCAUUGUUGUUUACAUCUGGUUUGUUUAUAUUAUUUGAAUGAACAUGUUCAAAUAACAAAACAAAAUAAACGACAAUUAGAUAGUUUUCGUAAUGAAGUAAAUACAGUUGUAAAUACACUUAGAUUAAUUGUUAGAGAAAAACUAUUGAUUAUCGAAUGCGAACAAAACUUAAUUGAACCAACAAAAAAAAUUCUUGAUGUAUCCAGUAAUUCAAUUGAUGAACUACAAAAUAUUUUCGAAUAA
Rotaria sordida is the source of this 309-nucleotide messenger RNA. The record is from the annotation of a GenBank genome assembly. NCBI's taxonomy places the organism in Eukaryota, Metazoa, Rotifera, Eurotatoria, Philodinida, Philodinidae.